AUGACGAUUACAGAAUCCCACAGCCGAAGUUUCGAGUUGGCUGAUCCAGUAUUACUUGAGAAGAUUGACAAACUUUUCGCCUGCAACGUGGGGGAGUAUAUCAGUCUUCCCCAGCUCGUUGUUGUUGGCGAUCAAUCCAGCGGUAAGAGCUCGGUCCUCGAGGGCCUGACCAAAUUAAACUUCCCUCGAGACAGUGGGCUGUGCACGAGAUUUGCGACCCAAAUCAUCUUCCGUCGUGACAGUAACUUGGUUGAACGGGAGAUAUCUGCGUCUAUAAUACCUUCAUCUGAUGCAACUCCAGAGGAGGACCAGAAGCUGCGGGGCUGGAAGGCCUCCGCUCUUCAGUCACUGAACUCUCAGGAUUUCGGUCAUACGAUGAAAGAGGUCCACGAGGUUAUGAACCUUUCUUCAUCUCAUGGGGACCAAAGGCCGACCUUUUCCAACAGCGUCUUACAACUGGAGAUUCGUGGUCCGAAUGAGAAUCACCUCAGUGUCAUCGACGUGCCUGGAAUCUUCAAGAAUACAACGCUAGAUCGAACAACGAAGAACGACAUUGCGCUGGUUAGGAAUAUGGUCCUUCGCUACAUGCAAAACCAACGAUCUAUUAUGUUAGCUGUGGUUCCAGCAAACGUAGACAUCGCUACACAGGAGAUUAUUGAGAUGGCUAGUGAGAUCGACCCGGAAGGAGGAAGAACCUUACGAAUUCUCACCAAGCCGGAUCUCGUUGACAAAGGAGCCGAACAAAACGUGAUCCGGCUCAUCCAUGAUGGGAAUUUGAACGGGCAGCUGGGCUGGAUCCUGGUUCGAAAUCUCGGCCAACAGCAACUUCAGGCUGGUGAUGUGGAUCGAGAUGCUGAAGAAAGGCUAUUUCACCAAAAUACACCCUGGAAUCGCGUUCCGCCCGAAAAUUACGGGAUUUCCGCACUGAUGGUUCGACUGCAAGAGCUCCUGACAUCCAACGUCCGCCGCGAGUUCCCAUCGGUGCGCUCCGAAGUGAUCAAAAGGCUGAAAGACUCGAAAAGUCUUUUGCAAUCUCUGGGAGUUCAGCGAGAAACAGCAGAGCAGCAGAGGCGGAUUCUUCUAGAUGUUGUGUCGGGUUUUCAAGAAAUCACACAGCAAGCGCUGGCCACAAAUUACGGAGUCAAUGACAUGUUCGAUGAAGACAAGGACCUACGACUAGCGACACUAGUCUCACUCAGAAAUGACGUGUUUUCGCAUAACCUCGCGCAUUAUGGUCACACCUACACUUUCCGCUCGAAACCGGAGGAGACAGACGACAGCGUUGAUGAUCGUCAAGAAAGGCGCAACGAUGCAGCCGAUACUGAAUCCCAAAAUGUCAUGCAGAGCCGGAAAAGCUGGGACCCGACUCGAGACACCUCGGUAGAGGACCUCGGAGAGAUCCUGCAUGUUUCUGAGCCCGUGGAACCCUCUAUCAAAGGGGGUAUUCUUCCUUGGAUUGAGGGUGUCUACUCUAGCUCUCGGGGCUUUGAAAUUGGUACAUUCAACCAUACGUUACUGUCUACCCUCAUGAAGAAACAGUCGGUCAAAUGGUCGAUUCUUGCGCGGGGCUACAUAAGCGACAUCAUUAGCGUCGUUCAUGCCUUUAUACGCAAAGCACUCGAAGUUGUGUCCAAAGAUCUGCAGAUUUCCUCGAGUAUCAUGUCCCUCCUAAUGGACGACCUUAUCGAAAAAUACCAGCAGGCCAUCUCAACGGUCGACUUUCUGUUGAGAAUUGAACGCGAAGGGACUCCAAUUACCUUCAACCACUACUUCAAUGACAAUCUGGAAAAAUGUCGACAAAAGCGAUUGCAUUCGACUAUGGCCAAAAAGUCUUUCAAGGAUUGUAAACACGGAGAGGUCGUCCGACUGAGUGACCUUGCACACCAACAUCACAUGAGCAAUGUUGAUCAUACGGUCCAAGACAUCCAAGACAUCCUCGAUUCGUAUUACAAGGUAGCUCGCAAGAGGUUCGUUGACAAUGUGUGCAUGCAAGCAUCAGAUCAUUACCUAGUCACUGGACCCGAGGCCCCUAUGAAGCUGUUCUCACCGUCGUGGGUCAAUGAUUUAUCCAAUGAGAGACUGGAGGAGAUCGUUGGAGAAGGGAGGGCGUCGAAGCGCAGACGGCUGCAGCUUCAAAAAGAGAUUGAUGACCUGGAGGCUGGAAAGGCAGUUCUACUGCGAUAA
Molecule: messenger RNA, 2184 nt
Organism: Penicillium expansum
Lineage: Eukaryota; Fungi; Ascomycota; Eurotiomycetes; Eurotiales; Aspergillaceae
Product: dynamin family protein
Exons: 4
Coding region: 1-2184 (727 amino acids)
Cellular component (GO): microtubule; cytoplasm; membrane
Molecular function (GO): GTP binding; microtubule binding; GTPase activity
Source: RefSeq, a predicted model, not a curated record